AUGACGUCUCAUCCGUUGAAUCCGGCGCUACGUGCAGAGAAGGCGCCCGCCCCGCGAUCCGCGACCGGGGACAAGCCAUACGAAGAGUACGACUCGACCGUCAACGACCCGAAGACAGCGCCUGUCCUGGCGACCGCCCUGCCGACCACAGGUACCGCAUCGGUCGAUCUCCCACUUCGCAACAUCGCAAAGCCGCAUACGGCGACCCGACCUCACAUCAAGCAAGAGCAUGAAGAGGUGUUCCAAUCACUACAAGAGGCUGCGACCGAGAGGGAUGGGGCAGAGAAACAGGCGUUGCCGCUUACGACGGUAGAGCAGCUGCGUGGAAUGAUCGCGGAGAGGGAUGCGAAGGCGGCAGAGCUAGAACAAAGGCUAUCAGAUCAGGGCAAAGAGCUUGAAGAGUCGAACGCCUUGAUCCGUGAAUUGGAGGACGCGAUAGAGCUCGCAAGGUCAGCCCUGGAAAAUGUACGGAACAAGCACGCGAGGAGUUGA
This is a messenger RNA of Alternaria triticimaculans, 492 nucleotides long. RefSeq lists its product as uncharacterized. The record is from RefSeq and is a predicted model, not a curated record. The coding region runs from base 1 to 492 and encodes 163 amino acids. NCBI's taxonomy places the organism in Eukaryota, Fungi, Ascomycota, Dothideomycetes, Pleosporales, Pleosporaceae. The transcript has 2 exons.